Molecule: messenger RNA, 4693 nt
Organism: Thunnus maccoyii (southern bluefin tuna)
Lineage: Eukaryota; Metazoa; Chordata; Actinopteri; Scombriformes; Scombridae
Gene: atg9a
Product: ATG9 autophagy related 9 homolog A (S. cerevisiae)
Exons: 21
Coding region: 499-3075 (858 amino acids)
Biological process (GO): protein localization to phagophore assembly site; autophagy of mitochondrion
Cellular component (GO): autophagosome; phagophore assembly site
Source: RefSeq, a predicted model, not a curated record
UUGGCCGCUUCUUUAAACAUUACAGAAUUCCUUCUCUGAUUGGAUAACGCUCCCGUCCGUUCGCCGUGAUAGACGCCACACACACUGCUAGCUGUAUCGAAAAUGAAACUGGCUUAUAUCUGACUUCGAUAAGGGGACGAAAGGAAAACGAAAACAAGACGGUGAACGGAUAAAAAAAAUCCCCGUGGAUUCACUGUUUAUACCUGUCUCAACGGAGGUGAAAACCUAACGCUGGGAAUGUUGAGUAAACACCAGAUCUGGAUAGGACGUACUUUACUGGAAUGGAGCCCUGUGUGAGGACACUACAGUACGUGCCUGUUUCCAUAUUGAAUAAGAAGGACUGCCCUUUAACCCGGACAUCUAGUUUUGAACUGCCUUUGUCAGCAAGACUCCAGCUCCAGGGUUUCUGCUGUGUCAUUGAUCCUGACCUCUCACCUCACUUCAAGAGGUCUGUAGCAGUGGGCUUAUCUACUUGGUGAGACUGAAGCUGCUGUCACUAUGGCGCACUUUGACACAGAGUACCAGCGCCUGGAGGCGUCCUACAGCGACUCUCCCCCUGGAGAGGAGAACCUGCUGAUGCAUGUGCCAGAAGGAGUCAAAUCUCAGUGGCACCACAUAGAAAACCUGGACCUGUUUUUCCAAAGAGUCUAUAAUCUGCAUCAGAAGAAUGGAUUCACCUGUAUGCUGCUGGGAGAGAUCUUUGAGCUGGUUCAAUUGCUGUUUGUGGUUGGCUUCACAGUGUUCCUUGCCAACUGUGUGGAUUAUGACAUCCUCUUUGCAAACAAGUUUGUAAAUCACACUGAUUCGUCUAAAGUCACCUUGCCUGAUGCCAUCCUCCCAGUGAAUGUCUGCAGUGCACGUAUCCAAGGCAAUUCAUUUGUGAUCUUUGUGCUGAUAAUCUCUGGCGUAUUUUGGCUACAUCGCCUGAUCAAAUUCAUCUAUAAUGUCUGCUGCUACUGGGAGAUCCGAUCCUUCUAUAUUAACGCCCUCAAGAUGACCAUGUCAGAGCUCCCCUAUGCAACAUGGCAGGAGGUUCAGGCUAGGAUAGUGGAGAUCCAGAAGGAGCAUCAGAUCUGUAUCCAUAAAAAAGAACUGACAGAGCUUGACAUCUACCACCGCAUCCUCCGCUUUAAAAACUACAUGGUUGCCAUGGUGAAUAAAUCUCUCCUUCCUGUGCGAUUUCGACUUCCUUUACUUGGGGACUCUGUGUUUUACACCCGGGGUCUCAAGUACAACUUUGAACUCAUCUUCUUCUGGGGGCCAGGCUCUCUGUUUGAGAAUGAGUGGAGCCUGAAACAAGAGUAUAAAAGAGGAGGCAACAGGCUUGAGCUGGCAGACAGGCUAGCAUCACGUAUACUGUGGAUUGGCAUUGCCAAUCUGCUGCUGUGUCCGGUCAUUCUGGUGUGGCAGAUUCUCUACGCCUUCUUCAGUUAUACUGAGGUGAUUAAGCGAGAGCCUGGUUCUCUGGGAGCGAGAUGCUGGUCUCUGUAUGGUCGAUGUUACCUGCGUCACUUUAAUGAGUUGGACCAUGAACUCAUGUCACGCCUUAGCAAAGGCUACAAGGCUGCAUCCAAGUAUAUGAACUGUUUCCUUUCACCACUGCUGACUGUGGUGGCCAAAAAUGUAGCGUUUUUUGCUGGGUCUCUUCUGGCAGUCCUCAUCGCCCUGACCAUCUAUGAUGAGGACGUGCUCGCAGUUGAACAUGUUCUCUCGUCAAUCACACUGCUCGGAGUGUGUAUCACAGUAUGCAGGUCAUUUAUUCCUGAUAAGCACAUGGUGUUUUGUCCUGAGCAGCUGUUGCGAGUUAUCCUGGCUCAUAUCCACUACAUGCCUGACCACUGGCAGGGCAAUGCACAUAGAUAUGAGACCCGUGACCAGUUCUCCCAGCUCUUCCAGUACAAAGCAGUCUUUAUUCUAGAGGAGCUGCUGAGUCCAGUGGUGACUCCCAUCAUCCUCAUCUUCUGCCUGAGGAGGAAGUCUCUGGAGAUCAUUGAUUUCUUCAGGAACUUCACUGUAGAGGUCGUCGGGGUGGGAGACACUUGCUCCUUUGCCCAAAUGGACAUCAGGCAGCAUGGACACCCUGCGUGGAUGUCAGAAGGGAAGACAGAGGCAUCUAUCUACCAACAAGCAGAGGACGGGAAGACGGAGUUGUCUCUGAUGCAUUUUGCUAUCACCAACCCUCAGUGGCAGCCUCCUCAAGAGACCACGCACUUCAUCAGCCAGCUGAAAGAAAGAGUUCACAGAGAGGCCACCGGAGCCCCUUCAGACACGCAUCCACUCUCACUGUCAGAGUCUGAACCAAGGAGUCUCGUUGCAAACCUCUUGGCAGGUCCAUCUACCCUGGGCUCUGUUCAUUUUGGUCGGGACAGUUCUUUGACCAAUCAUGCAGCAGCUGGCAUAAGCGAUGGGGCAUCUGCCUUGCGCUCCCUUUCUCCAAUCAGCAGCAGUCUUCACCUGAGAGGCAGCUUGAGUGGAGCUCACAGGGCUGCUGGCCACACUUCAACCAUGAGCAAGGCCAUGGCAGGCUCUGGGACUGAUGCUCGAACUGUCAGUUCAGGAAGCAGUGCAUGGGAGGGACAACUUUCCAGUUUGAUCCUAUCAGAGUAUGCCUCCACUGAGAUGAGCAUCCAUGCACUUUACAUGCAUGAGCUCCAUAAACAGCAGUCACGUAGCGAGGUCUCUCGUCACACGUGGCACAGGCAGGAGAGUGACGAAAGCAGCGACAGUGUCCCGGAUGAGGUGAGGAGCGAACCCAGCGCUCACUCCAGACACUUCCCUCGCUCACACACCUUCCCCACAGCAGUACCCAGUCCCAGUGCCAUUCCCACUUCAGCUUCAGCCAACAACGGUUCUGCCCUGCGCCAGGAGGGGGCUCCAUUACAGAGCGGCAGCCAGCGCCGCCAUAGUGGAACUAUCACAGACUCUUUAGGUGCUGGGGGAAAGGCGGUGAGGUCGGCUCGUGUGCCAAUGGGAGGGUGGGCAGAAGAGGGUCAAGCAGCACCACGACACCAUGAGCCACUACCAGAAGAGAGCUCAGAGGAUGAGAUGCCUCCUCAUAUACACAAGGUUACAUAACUAAGCCAUGUGGAGAAGUAUCAGCAUCUCUCCCUCCUUAGCUAACCAAACACCCAUGAUCAUCCUUUACCAAACCUUCCUCCAGGAUCGACCGUCUGAUCUGUCACAGAUGAAGAUUGGCACGUGUGAGAGCGGUGUACCAUCAUCCCCUCAAAACACUCAACUACUGAAAUCAUCUGGAAGUUUAGAUUGUCCAUUUAAAGAUACAGUGGGAGACUGUAUGACUUACUAUAUGCCUUAACAGGCAGACAGGGUAAAUUUCUGAAGAGGACCUGCAAGGUCAAGUUAUUUCUAAUAGCCAUUGAUAACAUCAGAUUACACUACUCUUUUAUAAUGUCAAAAGGAUAACAUAAUGAACGUGCAUGUGAUGCUACACAGAAAAGAAAUUGUGAUCACUAUUGGAGGCAUUGAUGGCACUUAACUGAGGUGUCACUUGUUAAAAAAGACAAAUCAGUUUGCCCCAACUGUGAUCACAAUAAUAUGAAUUGUGCUGUCUCUAUUGUUUCCCUUUUUUAUAGACCAAGUGGCGUGAAAUUUGAAGAAUGUAUGGUACCUCUUUAAUAAUAACAGCAUUCACCGAGAUGUGUUUAGAAAGAUGCUGGUAGCACACUGACUGUCAUUGUGUGUAUACUGUAAGUUCUCAUAUCAAUAGUAGGACACUGUGUAUCCUACCUUGUGCUCUGUCUUUCAGCUUGCAGAUUGCCUCGUCGCAAAACACACAAAAGCCUCAAAUAGUGUAAAAUUCAUUUGAAACGUUCUUAUUAAUUAUUUUACUCUGUUUGGAUUUCUUUUGCAUUUCAAAGUUCAGUUCUGGCUCUGUUUGCUGUAGAGCAGCCAGGUAUUCUGCACACAUGCACUGUGUAAAUAAACAAUAUCAGGUUAUUUCUCAGCAUCCGUAAACAUGACUCAAUUAUCAAGUGUGCAAAGUUGUAAGGCCAGCAUUUUCGGAUGUGUAACCAGAGAUGAGGAAUGCAAGCACAUUGUAAUCCGAUUUAACCCAGGUUUUUAUUGUUUACCAUUCAUUAUUCUUCUACAGACUUGGUAAAGGGUAAAACAAGACUGUUUUCAGCAUGUAAUCUUGACUUUUGUGCCAUACAAAAAGCCCCCCCUCCAGCACAAAGUGCAUGAUCAUCAUCCACUCAUUCUUCUGAAGAGUUCCCACAGCAAGAAAGCUGCACCAUGAACCAUCCUCCUCUACGUCUUGUUUAAUCACAGCAUGACCGCCUUUUGUUCUCCUGUAAUUAAUCCACAAUUCUUUAAAAGAGCAAAUAUGCACUUUAAUAACAUGUUAAUGCAGAAGGUGUCACCUAACUGGGAUUGUUUAUAUGUGUAUGUUCUCAUAUAUAUAUAUAUAUAUAUAUUUUAUUUAUCAAAGGGAUGUGCCAAGAUUAUUGACACUUGUUGACAUUGUGAGUCAAUGCUGUGUUUCCUGUUGUGCUUUUUGAUGGGGGAUAAACGGAGCACUUUGUGUCACAAUGCUGGACUGAUAUCGAGGACGCAGUGAUUCAGUGCGGUAACGUUAACGUAGAAGUGAUUCCUGUUAUUUCUGUUUUAUAGAUCCUGUAAAGUACCAUUUUGUACAGAUUUAAAUGCAUUCAUUAAACUCUGGGCAAUGAUA